CGGAGCACGGGAAAGGGAAAAAGCGGAGAAGGCGUCGCCGAACAGAAGCAUUCGAACGGAGAGAAAGAGAGAGAUAGUAAGGAGAGAGCAGAGGUAAGCCAUGGCGGAGCACAAGGAGGAGUCGGUGAUGGACAAGAUCUCGGAGAAGCUCCACGGUGGGUCCUCGUCGGGGUCGGACGACGAGUCGUCUUCGGCCGCCGCCGCCGUCAAGGCCAAGAUCUACCGCCUCUUCGGCCGCGAGAAGCCCGUCCACUCCGUCCUCGGCGGCGGCAAGCCUGCUGAUCUCUUCCUAUGGAGGAACAAGAAGAUCUCUGGUGGCGUGCUUGCGGGCGCCACUGCCAUCUGGCUGCUGUUUGAGGUCAUGGAAUACCAUCUCCUCACCCUCUUGUGCCACUGCUUCAUCCUCACCCUGGGCAUCCUCUUCCUCUGGUCCAACGCCUCUGCAUUCAUCAACAAAUCCCCUCCUAACAUUCCUGAGGUGAGGAUUCCGGAGGACCUUGCUGUCAAUGUUGCGCGAUCACUGAGAUACGAGAUCAACAGGGGCUUUGCUAGCUUGAGGGAUAUUGGCCAAGGCCGUGACCUAAAGAAAUUCCUGAUUGUGAUUGCAGGUCUGUGGACUCUCUCUGCUCUUGGAAGCUCCUGCAAUUUUCUGACCUUGUUCUACAUAGUCUUUAUGGUGCUGUACACCGUGCCGGUUCUGUAUGAGAAGUAUGAGGACAAGAUUGAUGCUUAUGGAGAGAAGGCCAUGAUCGAACUGAAGAAAUAUUAUGCCAUCUUCGACGAGAAAUGCCUGUCUAAGAUUCCAAAGGGUCCGUCAAAAGAUAAGAAGCAUUAGAAGGAGUAUCUUGUGCAGGAUGUAUCCUCUCUGUUGAUCACUAAGGAUGGUUGUGAUUCCAUGUCUGUAGUUGAUAGUAGACACCUUAUUUGGACCUUAGUGUGGUCAGUAGUCGUGACGUGCAACUUCUACAAACUUAUGUUAUGCCAGCUUUUUCUCUAUAUCCUGUUUUGCGAUCUAUCUUUUAACAUAGCAUUCACACUUGCUUGUUGUUGGUGCUGGAAUGUGUGAAGGAUGUGUUGGUGUUGGAAUACAUAAAAAAAUCUGGUCAAAUUUUGACAUAGCA
Brachypodium distachyon (stiff brome) is the source of this 1121-nucleotide messenger RNA. RefSeq names its product reticulon-like protein B1. The record is from RefSeq and is a predicted model, not a curated record. The coding region runs from base 101 to 835 and encodes 244 amino acids. NCBI's taxonomy places the organism in Eukaryota, Viridiplantae, Streptophyta, Magnoliopsida, Poales, Poaceae. The transcript has 5 exons.